Molecule: messenger RNA, 6170 nt
Organism: Ictalurus punctatus (channel catfish)
Lineage: Eukaryota; Metazoa; Chordata; Actinopteri; Siluriformes; Ictaluridae
Gene: ankmy1
Product: ankyrin repeat and MYND domain containing 1
Exons: 19
Coding region: 1796-5002 (1068 amino acids)
Molecular function (GO): protein binding
Source: RefSeq, a predicted model, not a curated record
UUGCUGGUGGUGGUGGUAAAUAUAAAAGUAGCAAGGCAAUGAGACAGGAAAUAACCUAUAGUUAUAGGUAAUACUUUGGAAAUAAUAAAAGUAUAGGUAAUAUUUAACCCAGCAAGAGAGUUAAUUUUACCCACAAGGUUGGAUCAAAUGAAAUAAAUGGUAAAACACUGCACUUUGGUCAAACCAACCCAGCGGGUGUUCUGUCCCAUUGUUACCUCGCAGUGGGAUUAAGGUUGGGUUAUUUUUUAAACCAGCAGUUUUUAGAGUGUAGUAGUAGUAGUAGUGAUAUCAAUAAAUGCAAAAAGAAUACACUUAUCAUAUCUUUCUUCCCGUUCCAGACCUAAAUGUAACUACGCCCCCCAUCAGUCAUUCACCCUCAGUUAAAGGUGCGGUGAAGUGGUGGAUCAUGUGUUGGCCUCUCUGCUGGAGGAUGCAACCCCACUGGAGCUAUCAGACAACUGCACUGUAAUGUAUACUCGCUCUGGGAGAACAGAGUCACACAAUUAUAACAAUAGUUGACCUCAUGGCAGAUUACCUGAGGGCAAACCUCUCAGUUAUUAAAUAAAGAUUAUGAGCUUGUGUGACAGGAGAGAGACUGGCAGAGAAAGGAAGAAACACUGCAACACUGCAGCUAAGAUAAACUGAAUGUAAUGGAAGGAUAUAUUUUUUAAAAUAUAUUUUUUUUAAAGCUCAAUGAUUUCUUUUUCUAAAGCUCAUAUAAAGCUUACCAGUUUGAGAGUGUUCAUGUGUAAAUGUUCAUGGCGGACAUGAGAAAGAAACAAUGAAUAUGAGUAUGAAGAAAUAAUGAAUUAAGAGAGAAGAACAAAACAAUGAAAUUAAUUAAUGGAUUGGAUGGAUAAAGGAAUGCAUGACUGAAUGAAAGAAAACAAAAUAGAAAAGAAUGGAGAAAAAGAAUGGGGAAAUUAAUUGAUGGAUGAAUGAAUGAAAGAAUGGAGAACAAAUAAAGAAUUGACAAAUUAAUUGCAUGAACUAAUGAAGAAAAAAUUAAAGAAAUGAAUAUAUGGGGAAAGGCCAUAAAUAAAUGACUAAAUGAAUUAAUUAACUGAGUUAAAGAAAUAAACAAAAGAAAAAAAAAAACUAUAAGAGAGAUAGAAAAGCUUAAAAGAGGACGAGACAGAUAUAAAAUCACUGACAGAAAGAGAGGAGGAAUGACUUUUGAGAGACAAAGAAAGAGAGAAAGAGAGCGUGUAUGUGUGAGAGAGAAAGAGAGUGUGUGUAUGUGUGAGUGUGUGUGUGAGAGAGUGUAUGUGUGUGAGAGAGAGAGAGAGUGUGUGUGUGAGAGAGAGAGAGAGUGAGUGAGUGUGUGUGAGAGAGAGAGAGAGAGAGAGAGAGAGUGAGUGUGUAUGUGUGUGUGUGUGUGAGAGAGAGAGAGAGAGAGAGAGAGAGAGAGUGUGUGUGUGUGUGUGAGAGAGAGAGAGAGAGAGAGUGUGUGUGAGAGGGAGAGAGAGUGUGUGUGUGUGUGAGAGAGAGAGAGAGAGUGUGUGUGUGAGAGAGAGAGAGAGAGAGAGAGAGUGUGUGUGUGUGUGUGUGUGUGAGUGUGCGUGUUCGAGUGUUCGACGCGGGCAUUCUAAUUUGCUAAGUCCCGCGGCACUGUAACUAAGCAACGCAAAGGUCGCUUAAACAGUGGAUUUCUUAUCGAGCCUUUUCUGCUCCUGACUCCAUGAGUCUAACUCACGGUUUAAUGUCCGUCUGCUCGAGCUCCUUCCCUUCCUGAACCCUCCCGCAUUUCUGUUUGGAGCUCUAGAGAUUUCUAGCACAAUUAAAGGAAACCAGAAUGCCCUUAAAGGGAAGCGGAGUGUCGGAGGAGAUGAAGGGCGGGUUGUGUGUGAGGAACGGCCCGGGAGUGCAGGAAUGGACAGACGGAUCCAGAUAUGAGGGAGAGUUCCUAAAUGGACUAAAACACGGCAACGGAAUUUUCACCUGGCCUAACGGAGAGUGUUAUGAAGGCUCCUUCUACAAGGAUUAUCGCCAUGGCAGAGGAACCUACUUUUGGCCGGAUGGCUCUCAGUUCAUGGGAAAAUUUUAUCUCAAUCGUAAAGAGGGAUAUGGCGUUCAUCUUUUCCCUGAUGGAAUCAUUUUUGAGGGUCUGUACCAUGCUAAUGAGCGUUUUGGACCGGGAGUAAUGUCAUAUCCUGAUGGCCGACAGGAUGUGGGUCUGUGGUACCGCCAGUGGCUACUGAGACUCUGCACAACUGUUAAGGGAGGCUUCACCUUAAUGGACUUCCCAGAACACAUGGCCCGAGUCCCACAGCAAAACCUUACACAGAUCCAGUCUCUGCCUUCCUUCACAAUGGGGUCUUGUAUGGAAAGUCAGCACUUCUUCACAGUUGACACACAUCUGCUGGGCGACUCCUCUCAUCUGGAGGAUGAGCAGUUCAUCCUACCCUCAGGCAUUGAGCGCUACUCCACUGACUCAGACCACCUGCCUAUACCCCGGCGCCUGCGUCAGGAACUCGACUUGCACUUCUUUAACAGAAGCAAUAUCAGCAUGCCUUUGUUCCCUAACGGACUACCUCUUCAGCAGAGAAUGGAGGCUCACAUCCACACACACAGAUUUGAGGUAGAAGAGUUGGACUGGGAUGUUUCUUCUGUCCUGGCUAUGAACCGGGAUCGCUUUGGAUCCAAGGGUCCCCUGGAGCUCAGGUCAGAGAAGCUUAUUAGAGAGGCAUUGCUUGGUGACCUCCAGAAUGUCCAGAGCAUCCUCAGAGAUGGAACAGUUCACCCGGACGUAGGGGAUGUGACCGGACACACUGCACUCAUCGCAGCUACGGUCAAUUGUCAUGUUGAUGUGAUCAACUUGCUGCUGGACCGUGGGGCCAAUGUGAAUAAGCUGAAUGAUGAAGGGAUGUCUGCUCUAGCUGUGUGCGGUGUUCUUUAUUACCCACUCCAGUCUCUACAAGAGACAGUGGCUGAAAAGACUUCUCAGGAUGUCACCACAGAACCAGAGAUCAGUUUGUCCUCAACCCUGGCAAACAGCCCACAUGGGGCUGCUGCUAAGGAAAGUACAAAAUAUGAGGUUGAUAAAGAACUGCCAGUCAUAGAUAGACAAACUAACCAGGUGAAGCCUGAAGAGUUCAGCACAGCUCAGGAGCCUGAAACUCUCGAACACGCUGAGGAAAUUAAAACCCCCAGUAAAGAAGAUGAGGUUCUUCAGCAGAUGCAAAAUGGACAGGGCAGAGUAGUAAAGGCUGAACUGUUGGAGGAACCAGAGCCCCUGAAUGGAAGAAUCCCAGUAGACAUAUCUGCUUGGCGCCAACGUGAUGAUGAGGUUGAAAAUGUCCUUUCUACUGAGAAAGAGAAAAAAGCCUACAGAAACAGGAGCCUAGGAAAAGACCCUGGCUUUGAAUUGGCUAGUUCUGUGGCUAGCUUCCACAUCAACACAACAGAGGACAUCAUGCAGCAGUCGGCUGAGGUUCUGUGUGAAACUGGUCAAGUGUCAUCCAUAGAAACCCAAGAGACAGUUCAGAGGAUGGCAUUCAUGAAAACUGAAAAUGAGACCCACUGGGCCACCAUGAAGCUACUGCUGGAGCGAGGAGCGGACCCAAACGUGUCCAGCAUUCCGAUGCCCGUCAUUUUCCUGGCCAUAAAAGCAGGCCACGUUGAAGCUGUGCAGAGGCUGCUGGAGUGUGGCGCUCGCACAGACCUACACUUAACAGCUGAGCAAAAGGGCCUGUACCCGCUCCAUAUAGCAGCUGGACUAACUGGCCCAGAGGGUCCCAAAAUCACAGAGCUGCUCCUGCAUGCUGUUGCAGACCCUGAUGUGAAAGCACAGGACGCCAGCGAAGUGUACGAUCUGGACAAGGUUAAACUUCACGACGCUACAAAGAAGACCUCAAAAGAGGAGCAGGCGAGUGGUGGAAACAAGUCCCUGGGAUCUGAACUCCCAACCAUUUAUCCAACCACCUUAGAGUCUCCUAAGGAAGGGGGAAGGACUCCACUUCACAUGGCUUGCCAAAGAGACACGGAUUAUGCAAAUGCCAGAGAAGUGGUCUCUAUUCUUCUCUCCCACAAAGCAAGCACCGACCAUCUGUGGAGUGGCCAUUCUCCCCUCUCCCUGGCCAUCGCCAGUGGCAACGACCUUGCUGUGGACGAGCUUCUGGCUGCUGGAGCUGAUCCUAACCUGCCCCUCUCCUGCCAAGUGGGCAGUGCACUGUGUGCUGCCGCCAAUAUCCACUACAACCCUGGGCCUCGUCUGCGCAAUAGAAUCAAACUGGUUGAGAAGCUGAUAAAGGCUGGUGCCAAUAUCCUGAUGCCUGUGGUGGUUGGCGAAAGGAGUAGGAGCACUAUAGGAACAGCAGUGGAUUAUGCUUGUUAUAUGUUUAACAAGGACUGGCGAGUCGCACACAUUCCUUACCACGCACUAAAACCGCAAGAGAGGGAGGCCUACAACGCCCGCCGUCAGCUCAUCACCAUGAUGGCAGAGUUGAUGAGACAGGCUGCCACCAGCAUGGAGAAACAGCGUUUGGAAAAUGAGAAGAGCCGAGGCAUACACAGUGUUAGUCCCACAGACAAGUUUGUCUUUACUGGAACAGGAGCCAUACCCCCUGCAGAUAGAACAAGCGUGCAUAUAACUACAGAGGAGCAAAGAGAAUCUGUAAACGAGUCUAUGGUUCAAAAGAGAUCACGGAUCAAACAUGAAGCUAAGACUGUGAGGAAACCCUUGAUUAAGUACUGUUACCAAUGCGGCCGUUCGGCAUGGGUGUCGUUGACGCCCUGUAGCCGCUGCCAAGAAGUGUUCUACUGCAGUAAGCCGUGUAAGCUGAAGGCCUGGAAUGAACGUCAUAAGGAGGAGUGUCUCCGAGUGCCAGGAAGUGGACGUCCUGAGUGUAGUCCCGUGUCUGAUGACCAGCGGUGCCUUCUUUCAAGCAAAAGCUUGAGGAAGGGAAACAAUCUGAAUUUCAAUUUGGAUAAACCAAACUCAAGCAAAGCAGCAUCACACACAUUCACGCAUCAGCCUGACGAAAAUUACAGUUUUAUUUGAUUGUGUAGGUGAAAGAAGACGCAACACAACUUUAGGGGGGAGAUUUUCAAUGUUGCCAUUAACUUUUGUAUUUUAACAGUCACCCAAGUCCGGAUCCUGCUUAUCUAGCACCCUGCUUCCAACAGACCUCGCUCUAACAUUCAAUUCCUCCUAAAAGUAUUGAUUAACAGGGAUCAGGGUUUUAAAUUAUAUUGGAGUUAUACUUCAGUGAUACUUGAUUUUGUAAUACUCAUCCAUUGUAUUCACAGACUCAUCAGUAACUGACCAAAAAAUAUUGAUCACUUUCCCCAUAAGCUAUUGACAUUAAAACAUAGUAGUACAAUUCAUCACAAAUGUCCUCUGCUUAGAAUUAAUCUAGGUGUUAAGAAUUACACUAGGUGUUUAAGAAUAAAAAGCAAGUUGAAUUGUUAUAUUUCAACAUCAAAGUAUCUAAUAGUGGAUCAUAACUUUUUCUGUUAAUGUAGAAAAGAUGGUGAUAUUUUACCAAGAAGAGUGUUGUACUGUCUCAUUCAUUUCCAUACAGUUCUACUCAUAAAGUGAGAUUCAUUCUUGACCUAAUUAUUUCAGUUCAGUUAAACUGUGCACAUCUAUUUCACGAAAUAUUUCAGCCUCUUCAAUUAUCCACAGGCAUCAGUGAUUCCAUUGUGCUGCACAUAUCCAGAACUAUCACACAUUACUGUGCUACUAAAAAAAUUCUGAUGAAAUGAAACAAACACCAGCUUUACACCAACGUUGACAGAUAUUUAUUGUUUUUAAUUCACGUCACCCAGCAACAGGAGCUUAAAGUAGAAUGACAAUACAGGAAGAGCCCAUGACCGUCUGGUCCAAUGAAGCAGGACAAUGAAUUUAGUUCAUUUUAUCUUGCCUAAUCAUUUCAUAUUCUGGGACAGAUAUUUGAUCUUUCCUUAAAUGCAUGUCCAUGCAUCCAAACAUGUAGAUCUUCUUUUUGUUUUGCUUAGUUUUUUUUUUUAGUUUUUUUUUUUUAAUCGUGAAGUGCUGAAAAAAGGAAGUUGUUUAUAAAUUAGCAUUGUAAAAUGAAAUGAAGCACAGACUCACUGCUUGCACAGCUUGCUUAAGAGGUUUUUGAGUCAUGUGCCCCAUUGCAAAAAAACCCAUCUCCGCCAAGAAGUUGUUACUUUUUUUUUUUUUUUUUUUAAACAUUCAAAGG